AUAAAGGAACCACGCCUGAGGGAGCUAUACGAAGAAGAAAAUCACCUUGUUCUCUUCACGUACUAUCUUAGACUGCUGGAGCUCUGGUCAAUGAUCGCGAUGACGCUGUCGUCAAGGCACAGGCCGGCGGAGCGCAGAAUCUGGUCCAGACCGAGGCUUUGACAGCCACCGCCUGCAGCAGCUUAUAGCGGGGCGCUGUGGGCAAUUGCCUGAUCGACUGGGAAUGAUGUCGCUAGCAAGACACAAUAUGGACUCCAUGCAAACCAUUAGUAAGGCUCUGUCAAGCGUGGGUCACAAUGGACAGAGUACACCGGAGCCGAAGCCUCUGUCAAAGCUAGAUGAGUGGACCCAGUCCUUUGGGCAGUCUGUCACACAAGCGAAAACGCUUCUCAAAGCAAUCCGGGACCCGCUACCAACUCAAACUGGAGACGGUUCUGAACUGCCGCCAGUGCAGAAGGAGAGCUCCGUGAAGAUUCUGGGCGAAGUACUCAGAGAUCUUGCGCAUCUGGGACCGGACAAGGUGGCUAAUCUUGUCACUGUGGCGAAAGCUGGGUUGACGCACGAGCUGAUCAACGACCGCGAUUACCGAAUGGAGCGCUUGAUUCAGGCUGCUGCCAUGCUGCCACCAGACAAACUCGACACGAAGCUUACAAAUGAUUUCGUGACGCAACUAUGGAAUGAUUUGGCGCAUCCGCCGCAAACUCUGUUGAGCGACGAGUACCAGUACCGCAUGCCUGAUGGCAGCAAGAACAACUACCUAUAUCCACAGGUUGGGGCUGCGGGCAUGCCGUACGCACGCACCGUGGCUCGUCAGACAAAGCUCCCGGGCUCUCUGCCUGACCCUGGCGUUUUGUUCGACAGCUUGAUGGCGAGAAGGAAGCCUGAGGGUGAGACGCACCCAAACAGAAUUUCGAGCAUGCUGUUCUACUUGGCUUCCAUCAUCAUUCACGACAUCUUCAAGACGGAUCACGAUGACUUCAAUAUUUCAGACACCUCAUCAUAUCUCGACCUGGCGCCGCUGUACGGUAGUAAUUGGAAGGAUCAGAAGUCAAUGCGUACCUUCAAGGACGGCAAGCUCAAGCCUGACUGCUUCUUUGAGCCGAGGCUGCUCACAUUUCCGCCCGGUGUUGGUGCCGUCUUGGUUAUGUUUAAUCGCUAUCACAACUACGUCGUCGAGCAAUUGGCCGCUAUCAAUGAGGAUGGCCGGUUCACGGAGGAUCCCAAGCAUCUCACAGUCAAGCGAUAUCGAGAGCCCAGCAAGAAGGGUGAGCCAGAGAAGCCACUGGAAGAGAUCAAUAAGCGCGAUGAUGAUCUUUUCCAGACUGCACGCUUGAUAGUCUGCGGAUUGUACGUCAACCUCAUCCUCAUCGACUAUGUCCGCACCAUACUCAACCUCAACCGCACGGAUGAGAACUGGCAGCUCAAUCCGCGCGUUGACAUUCCUAAUGGGCCGCCGCGAGGAACGGGUAACCAAGUUAGUGCCGAGUUCAACCUGGUCUAUCGCUGGCAUGCGGCUGUGUCGUGGAGGGACGACGAGUGGAGCCAGCAACUGUUCAGGGAGAUUUGCCCCAAUAUGACUCCACAGCAGGCUGCUGAGCCUAAGAACAUCUACAAAUUCCUUGGUAUACUUGCCGCGAAGGAAGGUGAGUUCAUGGGACAGGAUCCGAUGGACCGAAAAUGGCCGGCUUUGCAACAUGAGGUCCUCCAGCGCAUUCCGGAUGGACCGUACAAGGGCAACUACAGAGACGACGAUAUCGCUAAGAUCCUCACUGAGUCGAUCGAAGACUGUGCGAACGCGUACGGGCCCCGCCAGGUACCGACUGUCAUGAAAGCCAUCGAGAUCCUUGGCAUCAUGCAGUCCAGAACAUGGCAGGUAGCGACGCUGAAUGAGUUCCGGAAGCACUUCGGCCUGACGCCGCAUCGUACUUUCGACGACAUUACCAAGGACAAGGAGGUAGCGGAAGCUCUCAAGCAUCUCUACGAUACACCCGACAACGUUGAGCUGUACCCAGGUCUCGUAGUCGAGGACGCCAAGGUGCCCAUGUUGCCCGGCUCCGGUCUCUGCCCCUCAUACACAGUCUCUCGUGGUGUGCUGUCGGACGCGGUCGCGCUUGUACGCGGUGACAGAUUCUUCACUACGAAUUACACGCCAGCGUCUCUGACCAACUGGGGUUUCCAAGAGGCAUCCUCCGACUUGACAAUCGACAAUGGUUGCGUUUGGUACAAGUUGUUCCUGCGCGCUCUGCCAAACAACUACGACCCGGCGUCGGUGUACGUGCACUAUCCGAUGACAGUACCACAUGGCAAAGACGGCAUGGCGGACGUGCUUACCCGCCUGAACAAAGCGCACUUGUACACCAACCUCACCGAUAGGCCCGAACCCAUUGGUCAGCCCACCGUUGUCUUCAGCUACGACGCAGCGACGAAGAUCAUGGAGAACCAGCAAGCCUUUAAAGUGACGUGGGGACAGCCCAUGAAGUUCUUGAUGGGCCCUGCGGCGGCGAAUUUCAUGCUCUCUGGCGACGGACCACCGAAUGCGAAAAGCCGGCAGCUGAUGGAAAAGGCGCUCUAUCAGACCAAUGGCCCACCAGCGCCUUCUCGUGCGAUCCCAACUGGCGAUGAGAAGUGGCUGAAGUCGGUCCGAACCUUCUAUGAGCGUACCACCGUCAAGCUCUUGAAGCAGAAAAGCUACACUCUCGCUGGAACGCAGUACGUCGACAUCAUCCGUGAUGUAGGUAACAUGGUCCAUGUUCACUUCGCCGCCGAGCUCUUCAGCCUCCCGCUCAAGACGGACGACUUCCCGCGCGGCAUCUUGACCGAGGGCCAACUUUACCUCAUUACCGCCGCAGUCUUCAUUUGCGUCUUCUUCGACGUCGACCCGCCCAAAUCCUUCCCACUCCGCCAGCAAGCCCGAGCAGCAACCCAAACGCUCGGCGCCUUCGUCAAGGGUCUCGUAACCGUAAUCAAAGUCGGCGGCAACCUUGCCGAAUACGUUGGUAAGCAGCUCGACCGUUCCGCACCGGAGCUGAGUCAGUAUGGCAUCCACAUGAUCCACCAGCUCGUGAAAGCCGACACGAACAUUGAGGAUCUAGUCUGGGGCAACAUCAUGGGCACCGCCGGCGGAAUGGUGGCGAACCAGGGCCAACUCUUCGGCCAAGCAAUGGACUGGUUCAUGACAGUCGACAAGGAGAAUCACUGGGCCAAAGUACAAGCCCUUGCUCGCCAAAAUACUGCAGAGGCCGACGACAAGCUCAUGCACUACUUCAUGGAAGCCUCCCGCCUGAACGGCGAAACAGGCGUAUUUCGCUGGGUCGACCUUCCACCGGGCCAAAGCGUCUCCAUCACCGACUCCCCCAGCCUCCCCGACCAGACCAAGCCCCUCGGCACGCAGACCCACACAUUUAGAUCUGGGGACAAAGUGAUGGUGAACCUCAAAGCCGCCUCCCGCGACCCCGUGGCGUUUCCGAACCCAGACUCUAUCGACCUCAACCGAUCGUUAGACUCCUACAUCCACCUCGGCCACGGCCCGCACCAAUGUCUCGGUCUCCCCAUGACUCGGGUAGCCUUGACAACGAUGCUGAAAGUGAUAGCAAAGCUUGAUCGGCUACAGCCGGCGCCUGUCGCAAUCGGUAGAGUCAGUACGACGAGCUCCGUGAAGAAGGUGGUCAAGGAGUUCAUUCCGGGAGAUCUGAAGGUGAUGCCAGAGGCGUGGCAUUACCAUCAAUUCUUGACAGAGGAUUGGGAUAUGUACUUCCCAUUCCCCACUAGCUUGAAAUUGACUUUUGCCGGUCCGGUUCCGACAACGUGAGAAGGAGGGAGGAGGUUCCGCAGUUUGAGCGUGGAAAAGGCUCAAGUACAGAUGGUCGGGCGCAUUGGGUGCUCGCAAAAUUUGGACUCUCCGCUUGCACAAAUUCAUGAUGAUGAGUAUGCCGUCUACGCUGAUUGCAGCGCCGUUUCGCGUUCGAUAC
Baudoinia panamericana UAMH 10762 is the source of this 3968-nucleotide messenger RNA. RefSeq lists its product as uncharacterized. The transcript has 3 exons. Gene Ontology annotation, molecular function: heme binding; peroxidase activity; oxidoreductase activity, acting on paired donors, with incorporation or reduction of molecular oxygen. The record is from RefSeq and is a predicted model, not a curated record. Gene Ontology annotation, biological process: response to oxidative stress. Lineage: Eukaryota; Fungi; Ascomycota; Dothideomycetes; Mycosphaerellales; Teratosphaeriaceae. Bases 224 to 3808 code for a protein of 1194 amino acids.